Paramacrobiotus metropolitanus is the source of this 3272-nucleotide messenger RNA. RefSeq lists its product as uncharacterized. Bases 301 to 3084 code for a protein of 927 amino acids. Gene Ontology annotation, molecular function: protein kinase activity. The record is from RefSeq and is a predicted model, not a curated record. Gene Ontology annotation, biological process: meiotic sister chromatid cohesion, centromeric; mitotic spindle assembly checkpoint signaling. The transcript is spliced from 5 exons. Lineage: Eukaryota; Metazoa; Tardigrada; Eutardigrada; Parachela; Macrobiotidae.
AACGGUCUUUUCUCUUUGGAGACCAGAGAACCUCAACAAUUUAAGUAAUUUCAGGACUUGUUUUCACCUAAUUUCAUUUUAACUAUACAUAAUCGCAUAGUUAUGCGAUCUAUGCAUGUCAUGCAAUUUCUCGAAUUCGAUUCCGGUUAUGGUAUUCUUAAGUCCGUGAAGGCGUGGAUAUUGUGGAAUUACGUUUGUGUGGAGAAAUACUGGACUGGGAUAUAUCAAGGAUUCAGCAGCAUCUGAUGUGCUCUUUCGGAUUUGGGCCAUCUGUCACCUGUGAUUUGUUUUUAUCUCUGAAUGGCUGGUUUCAACGCACCAUUAGGAGACAAUCUGGUCAAAAAAGACGUACCACGUUUAACGCAGCAUUUUGCUGACGCCCAGAGGACCUGUGUCCAAAUAAGACUGUCAUCUGAACAGCGGCAGCAAUUAGCAAACUUAGAGCAACGGGUACGAAGCUACCAGGGAAGUGAUCCGCUGAGCGUUUGGUUGAAUUAUAUCGAGUGGAUUGAUAAGAAUUGUCCGGAUCGGGAUGACGCGAACGGAGCACUGUAUAACAAUCUGAAAAAUGUGUGCCGUAAAUUUUAUAGUGAAGGCAGAGAGACAAAGAAAUACUUCGAUGAUCCUCGUUAUGUUGGAUUGUGGAUGAAAUUUAUCAGUUUCACAAACGCCACUUCCACUCUGCAGUUCAUGUAUGAGCAUGGGAUUGGUACCACAUUUCCCGAAUUAUAUACAAAAUGGGCCGAAGAAUUAGAACUGACGAACGAUCUUCAAGAAGCCAGAAAAGUGUUGGAACGUGGCAUUGAAGCCUGCAGCAUCCAUCCGGCUAAAGCUUCGGUAGUUCAAGCUUGGUACAAGGAAUUCUUAUCUAGGCAUACAGCUGCAUUUCCUGAUUUAUCCGGAGAGAGAAUACUUAAAAUUAGCCGUGACAUUCAGUCCGAUACUUCACCGUGCUACAGUUUGGGAAGUCAGGGCAGUGACCAUGCGCGUUGUGAAUCCAACGAGCGAAAAGUGGAAGGUAUUCUGGAUAAUACAAGAGCGUCCAGAACAACAUUCGGCAGUGAUGCAUUGGAAUACCAACCAUCUGGCCGUUCGCUGGCUGAUUCGGCUUACGGAGCGUCGAUUUCCGAUAGAUUUACCGGUGACUCCCAUGUCACCAGUUCAAAGCCAAAAAAACCUCGGGAUUCUUUGUGCAUAAAGCGAUAUGAAGGGCUUCAUGUCGCACGCCUUUCUGCAUUAGGAGCAUCAGUCCCCAUGGAAGAGUCCACUGAAGAAGAAGAAUCGGUUUCUGAAGCCACUCCUGGUUCGGAAAAAGCACAUGUUGUCGAUACUACUGAUUCUGAGUGGUCGAAUCUCCUUUAUGCCGAUCCAAGCCGGAAUAAGGGCCCCACCGCAGCAACGGUCAAAGAAAUCUGCCCUGGUCCUCCCGAUGGAAGUGCUUUUAUGUGGAAUCAUUGCAUUUUCUCUUCCGGAAACGACGAUGAGCGGUCAUUUGAAGAAAAUCUGGCUGAUAUAUACAGGAAGAGCGCCGAAUCAAGAAAAAAAACAUUGUUGGAAGAACUGAAUGAUUUACGGAAGAAAGCGUCAGAAGCGGGGAUAUUUGAACGUUCGUUUCGAGAAAUGACCGACAAGUGUGAGAAGGCUGAAGUCAGACUGCGAGCAGCUGAAAAUCAAAGACGGCUAUUGGAAGAUCACUGUCGUAAAACGGAAAGUCAGCUUCAUACCACGGAAUAUCAACUGAAAUUAGCCACUGAAAGAAAGCGCUCUUUGGAGGACAUGUUGUAUCGCUCGGAACAGAUAAUCGUUUAUUUGGAGAAGCUCUUGCACAACCUUCACGGAUGUUUAGCACAAAUGCGUAAAGAUAUCAACAAUGACGACAUCAAUGUUAACGAUGUCAUUUUAAACCUGUGCAAAAAUCUUCAGCAUAAACUUGAUACCGUUUCCACAGACCAGACUACCGGGGAACUCAUUGUUCUCGAAAUCAUUCGUUCGGUAGUUUCGGAUUUGUCCCAUGCGUCGGAAGAUCGUAAAUUACGCCAUUCUGUCGCUGUCAUCCCACAGCCUAAUCGUUUGCAGACAGUGACGGAAAAAAACGAAGUGGGUUGGGAGAGCGAGCUCACUGAAAGCGAACUUGCAUCCAAAGAAAAUAUCGUUCGUAGCAGUAUUUCGUCCUCUUCAUCCGUCAACCAUCAGCGGAAUUCCGCUGAGCAAAGUAAUCCCUACAUCCGAGCGAUGUGGAAUCAAACCCUGAACACUACAUCGGCUCGCGAUGCCUUUCCAAGGCUCUCCGAUACUCAGCCGGACGUUAUUGUGCAUCAGGAGACUGUUAGCAGUGUCACUGUCAUGGCUCGGAGUGUUUCCGAGGUGGAUGGAAUGGUGACUGCUUUACCGAUUCGCCAGUCCUUAGCGCCAAGAAAAUCAGCAAAGGUUAUGCACACUAGCGCUUUUCAAGACCCAGAAAAUGUCCCGGUUGUGCGCAGCGAAGUGCUGCCCAAAGCGGAUUUUUCCAUCUUCCGGGAUUCCUCCAGUGACCCACCGAUGAUUCCCCGGGUAGAAGGGAAGAGUAGCGAGAAUGCCGACCAGCCGGCUGAUGAUGAUCGUGAAAACACGCCGCCAAUUGAGUCGGGUCCGCUUGUUGCUUCACCUCGCCAUGUGGCUGGUGUUUUAAAUGAUUCGCUGGAACAUCCAGGCAUUCCACCAGACAGACUCGCUGACAAGGAUUUCAUUGAGGUCAUCGAUUCCGAUUCAGAGAAAGAAGCUGAGAUCGUUCCGGAGAAACCAGUUGGCAUUUCUCCGGAACCGCAGACCCUUACGGUUGGCAAAACCGGCCCGAGAAAAAGUAUCAUUACGGGAUUUAUAGCGGAUGCCAGCACAGAGUUCGAUUCAACUUUCAGUGGGAGAAAAAGCAUUGGAUUUACCGAUCAGACUUUACCUUAUAUCCCGCAAAGCGAAGCGGAGUUCUUCCGCAAUAUUGACCACCAGAAACGAAUGGCUUCCACACCACUCGUUACCACAAUAACGGAAGAGGGUCAAAAGCACCGCCUUCAGCCACGGCUGUCGUAUCUACCACCGAAAAAGCCGUGAAAUUUUGUUAUGUUAUUGUUGCUGGCGUCUUCAAGUAUUUUCUGCUGAUCAGCAUAUCUGAACGGUUUUCGAAGUUUUAUGGUGACGUUCUGAAAUUUCUCAUCUUUUCUCUCGAGUUUCGGUUACGUUUUAAUAGUGUCUAUAUUUAAAUUUACAUACUGUAAUGUGUUGAAUAUUUUAAUUGCUCG